AUGAUAUCAACUGACACUGCGACAACGCAGCCAGAGACGGCAGAUCCUGGUGUAAGCAACGUUGUCGUCCCACCCGCUGAUGUGACCAGGUUUUCUUUCCUGCGGCGGUUCCACUUUAACGAGUUUAAGUCCGCCGUGAUUGUGGAAUUUAUAGGAACCUUUCUUUUGGUGCUUACCGUUCCACUUAGCAGCAUCAACAACCCCGAGAUGGCGCCGUUUUCCGUCGGCUUUCUGCUCAUGUCGCUGGUGUUUUCCUUUGGGUACAUGAGCGGAGGACACCUUAAUCCGAUGGUAUCCUUUGCUGUAUUUCUUAGUAGCGCCAAGUUUGGAAAGACCCGCAUGCUCUUUUACUUUAUUGCACAGAUGCUUGGUGGGGUGGCCGCUGCUUUCUACUGCGUUUUGAUUCACGGGAAUGAGUUUCCCGUACCGAAUAUGGGAUUGAACUUUGUGCAAAUGUUGCGGGCCUUUUUGGCUGAAAGCGUCUUUACUUUUGUCUUAACAUCUGUCGUUCUGCACGUUGCUGUGAGCAAGCAACGCAACAAUAAUUUUUACGGUUUUGCUAUAGGCUCUGCCGUACUUGUGGGUGGGUUGACGUGUGGUUCAAUUUCGGGUGGGGCCUUUAACCCCGCUGUUGCCACCGCCUUGAUAGUUGUUCGUUGCUUUGUGUCCUUCUCCGAGUCAGGUUGUACCCCGAUGGCAUCGCUGUGGGUGUAUUGGGCCUCUGAAGCGGUGGGGUCGAUCGUCGGCACCAUUUUGUACCUCGCGGUGCAGAAUGUGGAGGAGCACUUCUGA
Trypanosoma rangeli is the source of this 792-nucleotide messenger RNA. RefSeq names its product aquaporin. NCBI's taxonomy places the organism in Eukaryota, Euglenozoa, Kinetoplastea, Trypanosomatida, Trypanosomatidae. Gene Ontology annotation, biological process: transmembrane transport. The transcript has a single exon. Gene Ontology annotation, molecular function: channel activity. Gene Ontology annotation, cellular component: membrane. Bases 1 to 792 code for a protein of 263 amino acids. The record is from RefSeq and is a predicted model, not a curated record.